CCUCGGUCAAUCCAUCACAACUUGACUCGUCCUAGCACCCACCUGACCUACCCUCGGACGUCCACACUCACCAGCUAUUUGUUUCACUCAAUAUUCACAACUGAACAAUGACAAUCCACCAAGACCAAUGUCCUCUUCCAUCUCCUCACCCUCAAGACGAAAAAUCCUUGGUUCGUCAACAGGUCUGGACUUCCUUGAGGUCCGUCGCCUUGCCCGAUUCGCGUCACCAUUAUGAUUUUUCGAGCUUCAUCCCGGACUUUUGGGGUUCCGACGAAGCCGUCACCAGACUUGUCGACCUCGAGAUUUACAGGUCCAGCAAGGUUCUUUUCAUCACCCCGGACAAUUGUUUGGAAGGUCUACGGCUACGGGCGUUGAAGGACAAAAAGACAAUCUUGAUGACCACGUAUGGCAUACGUCGUGGGUUUUGGAUUUUGGAUCCUACCGAGAUUCCUCGAGACUCGUACCUUUUGGCAUCGACUUUGGACGGCAUGGAGAGGUUCGGUAGACGUGUCGGAUUGUCGGAAAUGGCCGGUGCACUAAACCCGCACGCCAGUCGAUCACACAGUGACGGCAACGACGGCAACGGCGACGCCCAGGGUGAGACGGUGGUUUUGCCUCUUCUCGUGACAGGGACAGGGGCGAUCAACACCUUUGGUGUUCGGUUCGGCAAAGGUCACGGUUUUUUCGACUUGGAAUGGUCGAUACUUUUCAGUCUCGGACUCGUCGACCCCUUGACGAGUGUGACGGUCGCAGUCGUACACGACUGUCAAGUUUUGGAAGAUCAAGAAUUGACACCGGAGGAAUUCGACACGGUUUGUGACUUGGUCAUCACACCUACGAGGGUCAUUGUCGUCGACCAUCAUGUCCAACAGGAUGGAACGAAUCCAGAACGGUCACGCACAAAGACACAGUCGAAGACCAUGGUACAAAAACCUACGUGUGGGAUUCUGUGGGAUAAAUUACAACCUGGUAUGUUGGAUGACAUACCACCUCUACAAGAAUUGAAGAGUAUGAUGUUGGAUAAAUCAUAGAAUACAACAAUACACAGAGAGGAC
Exophiala oligosperma is the source of this 1055-nucleotide messenger RNA. RefSeq lists its product as uncharacterized. The record is from RefSeq and is a predicted model, not a curated record. The transcript has a single exon. Gene Ontology annotation, cellular component: cytoplasm. The coding region runs from base 108 to 1031 and encodes 307 amino acids. NCBI's taxonomy places the organism in Eukaryota, Fungi, Ascomycota, Eurotiomycetes, Chaetothyriales, Herpotrichiellaceae.